AUGUGCCAGGCUGUUGCUGAUAUAAUUCGUACAACCUUGGGACCCAGGUCCAUGCUAAAAAUGCUACUUGAUGCAGGGGGAGGUAUUGUGGUGACAAAUGAUGGAAAUGCUAUCUUGCGUGAAAUGGAUCUUGCUCAUCCUGCUGCAAAGGAUUUAGCUAUUGAUGCUACUACCACAGUAGAUAUUGAUCUUGGCCUUGGUUUGAGAGAUGUAGAUAUUAAAAAUUAUAUAAAGGUUGAGAAGGUCCCUGGUGGGCAGCUGGAGGAUUCAAGGGUUCUUAAAGGAGUUAUGAUAAACAAAGAUGUUGUUGCCCCUGGCAAGAUGAAAAGAAAGAUUGUUAAUCCACGUGUCAUUCUUCUUGAUUGUCCCCUUGAGUAUAAAAAGGGUGAAAAUCAAACAAAUGCUGAACUGCUCAAAGAAGAAGACUGGAGUCUUUUGUUGAGGAUCGAAGAAGAAUACAUUGAGGAGCUCUGCAUGCAGAUAUUGAAGUUCAAACCAGAUUUGGUGAUUACAGAGAAAGGCCUUAGUGAUAUGGCAUGCCAUUUUCUGAGUAAGCAUGGAGUUAGUGCAAUCAGAAGACUGAGGAAAACUGAUAAUAAUAGAAUUGCAAAAGCAUGUGGUGCUGUUAUUGUGAACAGACCAGAUGAAUUACAGGAGGCUGAUGUUGGUAUUGGUGCCGGGUUAUUUGAAGUUAAGAAAAUUGGAGAUGAAUUUUUUGCAUUUAUUGUUGAAUGCAAAGACCCGAAGGCUUGCACUGUACUACUGAGGGGUGCUAGCAAGGAUCUCCUAAAUGAAGUUGAAAGAAACCUCACGGAUGCCAUGUCUGUAGCAAGGAAUAUAAUAAAAAAUCCAAAACUUGUUCCUGGAGGUGGUGCUUCUGAGUUGACUGUAUCAGCCACGUUGAAGCAGAAGAGUUCAUCUGUUCAAGGUAUUGAGAAGUGGCCUUAUGAAGCUGCUGCCAUUGCUUUUGAGGCGAUCCCCCGUACUUUGGCACAAAAUUGUGGAGUAAAUGUCAUCCGCACUAUGACUGCACUACAAGGAAAAGUAAGAGUUUUUGCUGUUGCAGCUAUCUGGGAUGCAUACAACGUGAAAGCACAAACAUUUAAGACUGCCAUUGAAGCUGCUUGCAUGCUUCUGCGGAUUGAUGAUAUAGUGAGCGGUAUUAAGAAGAGGCAGGCCCCUGGAACCGGCCAGGCACCUUCAAAGCCCAAGGUUGAGACCGAGGCAGAUGCUGACAGUGAGCAAAUACUCCCUGAUUGA
This is a messenger RNA of Sphenostylis stenocarpa, 1260 nucleotides long. NCBI's taxonomy places the organism in Eukaryota, Viridiplantae, Streptophyta, Magnoliopsida, Fabales, Fabaceae. The record is from the annotation of a GenBank genome assembly.